CUGGGCCCUCUUGUUUGCUUCCUGCUGACAUGAGGCAUCUUCCCCAGAGCUGGCUGGGAGCCACAGCCCAGGAGCAGACUAGCUAUCUUUGGGGAACAGCCCCCAAAGCUAAUCUUCCUUUAAGCUUAGCCCUCUGGGCUACAGAGUGGCAGGCAGGCUCUGAGAAUCCCUCCCACCUCCCAGUAUGGGACAUGGGUGUUUCAGUGUGAUCUCUGCCACUGCCUCUCUCACUGCGCCCCUGGCUCUUCCUUCGUAUAUAGUCAUCAGAUUUGUCCAACUCUUGUGAGGCCCUGCCAAGAGCAGAAUGCAUGAGACCCUGACUGCAGACACACGCUCCUGUGGAGGCUCUCCCUGCCUUUCUGGGUGAGAGGGCAGGACUCCACCUCUGAUGAGCGCUGCUCCCAGCCCUGCCUUAGUUGCCUGGCAACAGCUCGGCGUCUCUAGCCAAGGAGACACACUAUGGCCGGUGGCAGGGCAGCAGCCAAGAGGGUAGUGGUGUACCGGAACGGGGACCCCUUCUCCCCAGGCCACCAGCUAGUGGUGACUCAACACCGCUUCCCCACCCUGGAGAGCCUCUUCUGUGAGGUGACAACAGCUGUGCAGGCCCCACUGGCUGUGCGGGCUCUCUACACGCCUUAUCAUGGCCACCCUGUCACCAGCCUGGCAGACCUGCAGAACGGAGGGCAUUAUGUGGCUGCUGGUUUUGAACAAUUCCGCAAACUCCCCUAUUUAUCCCCUGGGAGGAAGGAUCCAGGUGGGACGAGCAGCAGACCACCAGGUCCUCCCGUGACUCACGAGCCGUGUGAUGGGGCCCUUGGCCGGCAGCUACCUGCAGGUUCCCCCUGCUAUAUCCAUGUGUUCAGGAAUGGAGACCUGUUAAGUCCCCCGUGUAGCCUGAAGCUGUCCCAGACGGCCAGCGAGGACUGGGAAGCAGUGUUGAAGCUCCUGACCGAGAAGGUGAAAUUACAGAGCGGGGCUGUGUGCAAACUCUGCACCCUGGAGGGGCUCCCACUGUCAGCACCGGAGGCUCUGGUGAGUGGCCAUUACUACGUGGCCGUCGGAGAGGAUGAAUUCAAGGCCCUCCCGUAUCUGGAACUGCUGGUACCUAGCCCCUCACUGCCCAGGGACCGCUGGCAUCCCCCAGACCCAAAGUCCAGGGCCCACAAGCAGAGGGCACCAGCAGCGUUCAAACCCAGCCCAGGAACAGAGAAGGGAAGAACAACCAGCACCGCUGGCCACACAACACAGGUGACCCAGUCCUCUCCAAAGGCAGCCAGACAAGUUAAGCCAUGUGCUUUCCAUGCCAGACCCCAGCAGGCUAUUCAGCCAAGAAGCAGGCUCCCUACUCUCUCAUUUCCAUCAGGGACUAGCCUUAGGAAGAGCAGCACAUGGAAACUCAAAGCAAUGACAUUUCAGGGGUAGGAUUUGGAACAGAUGGGGAUGGGGGCCAAAGGCCUGCCUGUGAACUAACGUGCCACCCUCCGAGGCCACGAGGAAUGUGGAGCUAGGCUGGGGGAGGGAAGGGGGCUGGCAGAGAAGGUCAAGGGAAAGAAUGCUGAGGGCUCUUCAGCCUGAGCUCGACUCGUUGCCUCCUGCAUAGGAGUCAAGGGAGUGUACAGGGCUCCCCACCCGAGGAAGGAGACAGCAGGGGCCCAGGAAGUGGCAAAUGAUGAAAACACCCAGGCAGAGGAGCCCUUGGAUCAGGUGGGCUGGGGCUGGAGGCCGC
Molecule: messenger RNA, 1726 nt
Organism: Phacochoerus africanus (Common warthog)
Lineage: Eukaryota; Metazoa; Chordata; Mammalia; Artiodactyla; Suidae
Gene: DCDC2B
Product: doublecortin domain containing 2B
Exons: 8
Coding region: 460-1422 (320 amino acids)
Biological process (GO): intracellular signal transduction
Cellular component (GO): microtubule organizing center; microtubule
Source: RefSeq, a predicted model, not a curated record